ACAAAGUCGGGUAUGACUCGGAUGCUCACUUGGAAGAAGCCAACAGCUUGAAAUCGUACCCGAGGUCGACGGCAACAACAUACACACCGAAUACCACCGCCACUGCAUAAGAUGGCGCCUGCAGCGAUUGACGAAUCCAUCGUCGACACCGUCCAGCCGAGGAAGGACACACUCACCCUCCCGGAGGCAGCUCGCGAAAGGCUAACCAAGGCCGGGAUUGAUUUAUCCAACGGCUACCCCUUUCGACCUGCCGUGCCCAUAUACCUGCAAGACGUCUACAAGAUCCGGAACGAGGAAAGGCCUUACGAAGAUGCUGGGGCAAGAGCCGACAAGUCCAAGAAGCACCUGUUCUCGGCCGCCACGAAGGUGACGGAUCUGACAACCCACAUCGGGACAGAAGUAGAGGGAUUGCAGCUCAAGGACCUCACCCCCGAGCAGCGAGACGAGUUGGCCCUGUUGAUUGCGGAGCGUAGUGUCGUCUUCUUCCGGAAUCAAGACAUCAGCCCGCAGCAGCAGAAGGAGCUCGGCGAGUGGUUCGGCGAGGUCGAAGUCCAUCCCCAAACGCCCCAGGUCCCUGGAGUGCCCGGCGUGACGGUCAUCUGGCCGGAUCUUUUUGCCCAGGAGCGGGAAGCCAACUUCCGCAGGCCAGGCGGCGCGUCAUCGUGGCACAGCGACCUUGUGCACGAGCGGCAGCCUGCGGGAGUCACCCAUCUGCACAACGACACCAUCCCGCCCGUCGGGGGGGAUACGCUCUGGGCGUCGGGCUACGGCGCCUACGAGAAGCUGUCGCCGGAAUUCCGCAAGCUCAUCGACGGGAAAUAUGCCGUCUACCGCUCUGCCCAUCCAUACCUGGACCGUGAGAACCCGACUGCCGGGCCGAAGUACAUCGAGCGUAUCCACCCGCUUGUCCGAGUGCACCCAGCGACGGGCUGGAAGGCGCUCUGGGUCAACCGGGCCAUGACCGUACGCAUCGUCGGGCUGGACAAGGCCGAGAGUGACGUCAUCCUCAACUACCUGUACGACGUCUAUGAGAAGAACGUCGACAUUCAGGUCCGCUUCAAGUGGACGCCCGGCACAAGCGCACUGUGGGACAACAGAAUUACUAUCCACAACGCGAGCUGGGACUACGGCGGAAGACACCCCCGCCAUGGCACUCGCGUCACGUCACUCGCCGAGGUCCCCUAUUUCGAUCCCAAUGCUCCCACUCGGCGGCAAGCACUGGGCUUGCUCGAUGAAGAUGAGAAAAAGGCCCUGGAGCCAGCAAGCUAGAACGAAUCACGAGCAGUGGAUGGAAUCGCCAAGCGGUAGUUUUUGAGGAGGUCAUCGGAGAUCUGUUGGCAACUUCGGAAGCUGGGUGCUGAAUCUUUUUAAUCGACGCUCCCUGGAUGAAGGCACUUGGCUCUCAUGAAAAGCGCCCUUUGAGCGUUUCGCCUGUCAGCUGCCAUUUCCUCGUAUCCGGAAGACGCGUACUUGCGGUCAUAGUGGUCUGAUAUAGGAUACAA
Messenger RNA from Chaetomium strumarium, 1502 nucleotides. RefSeq lists its product as uncharacterized. Lineage: Eukaryota; Fungi; Ascomycota; Sordariomycetes; Sordariales; Chaetomiaceae. The transcript has 3 exons. The record is from RefSeq and is a predicted model, not a curated record. Gene Ontology annotation, cellular component: cytoplasm. The coding region runs from base 112 to 1269 and encodes 385 amino acids. Gene Ontology annotation, molecular function: 2-oxoglutarate-dependent dioxygenase activity.